ACAGAGUGGAGAGGAAGGGAGAGAGACAUAGUAAGGAGGUCUAGGAACUAGAGAGAGUUGUUCCCGGUGAUACAGUGCAGACAGACAGACAUAACUAUUUUUCCUCCUGCAGCUUCCACAUGCACUGUGGCGACACUAGUGUGUUUUAAACAUCCAGUGCAGGCAACAGAGAAAGGGAGUUGCCUACUUGCAGAGGUCAGGCAGGCAGAGGGGAAGCCGGUGGAUGUUUUUAAGAGUUUGCUUAUCUGACACUGACAACAGGAUGAGAAGCUGAGUGAGGGAGCAGAGAGGGGAGAAAAACAUGGAGAGAGCAGCAUUACCUACAGCCCAUGUAUAUAGGAGACAUAGAAGAGACAGACACAGGUUACCUUGAGAGAGGUAAAAAAAGAGAAGAGGUAAAUAGUCCACUUUGCCCAUUCUGUCCAAAGGAGCGGGAGCGAGAGCCGAGGGAUCGUAACACUGGAGCUCAAGGAUAAACCAUGGACUCUGCAUACAUCCCACCACACCUGGACGUCCACCAUGUUCCCUGCUAACCUCCUGCUCCUCAUGGUCCUGCUGCUACCUCAAGCCUCGUCUGGUCGCCAGGGUGGAGACACCAGCAAGAUUGACCAUGGCAGGGUGCCUUCCUCCUUGUCGCCCCCACCGGCUGGUCCCCUCCUCCUGGAGCCCAGUCUGGCUCAGACCAUCCAGAAUCUCCUCCUGAGCCGUCUGGGCCUGCAGUCGCGACCCAACCCUCGGUGGGAAGUGCCAGUGCCUGGGUACCUCCUGGAUCUUUACCGCUUCCACCAGCAGCAGUACCAUCUAGUGGAGGACCCUUCGUUUAGCUUCCCCAGCCAGCACAUCCAGCAGGCUAACACCGUACGCAGCUUUCACCACACUGAGUCCCUUGGUGACAAUCCCAUAGCAGUGGAUCGUAAGAGGGUGCACAUCUCCUUCAAUGUUUCCUCCAUCCCUCAGGAUGAGAGGGUGCUCUCCGCUGAGCUUCGGCUCCUCCGCAGUUACAGAGCCUCCCUGGGUCCUGGGGCCCACAGACUAAACCUUUACCUCACUGAGCAUCAUAAGGACCCUGAGCCCACCCUGCUUGAAACAAGGUUACUCACCACGGGCCUCCACAGUCAUAAAGCAAGUGGUUUCUGGGAGGCCUUUAGCCUAAGUGCAGAGCUUCUCCAUAAGGCCCUUGCUGGGACUGGCAGUCUGGGCUUCCUCCUGGAGGUCAGACCUGAGAACAGCACCGCCUCGCUCCCUGACCAGCGCUUCUUCUCUGCAGCAGGUGAGAAGGAGGCAGAGAAACACAAGCAGGGACACCUGAGGGUAUGCAGGUCUGUGGGUCAAGACGAGCAAAGCUGGGCCCAGGAGAGACCCCUCUUGGUGACUUAUAGUCAUGACGGGCGUGGGGAGCCCUUAGUCAAACAUGGCAGGAGGACCCCCAGUGGAGGCCAGAGAAUGAGAGGAAGAAAAGGGACAAAAGAGAGGGCCAGGAGCAGCAGCAAGGGCCGCAAUAGAGACCAAGCCUCUGAGAGGGCCAAAAAAACGGGGUAUAGAGUGCCGGGCUGGGGGGGUGAUAAUAGAGGGGUCAGUUGGAGCGAUAGUGGUAGGGUGAAAAGAAACGGUGGUCGUGCUGCGAAACUGAAACGCCUUUCUCGUAACAGAUGCCGCCGUCAUCCUCUAUAUGUAGAUUUCAACGAUGUGGGCUGGCACAAGUGGAUCAUUGCACCCAGCGGCUACGAUGCCUUCUUCUGCCUGGGAGAGUGUCGCUUUCCUCUGGCCGACCACAUGAACUCCUCUAGCCACGCCAUGGUGCAAACUCUGGUAAACUCUGUGAAUGGAGCAGUGCCCCGGGCCUGCUGCGUCCCCACCUCCCUCAGCCCCAUCGCCCUGCUCUACCUGGACCCUCAAGACCGAGUGGUGCUGAAGAAUUACCAGGACAUGGUGGUGGAGGGCUGCGGCUGCCGGUAGUGGGCUGGAGAACUCACCCAGAGAAAGCCAGACGUGGACGGAGGAGCAUCGAGGGAAUAGAAGAAAGACGGAAGCAUGAAAAGGCAGAUGGUGGGAAGAAGAGACUGUAGAAGCUAGCUAACUGCAAACAGACAUGGAGACUGAUAGAGACAAAUGUAAUGUGUAGCAUAAGGAGGAUGAGUGGAGAGAAGGGAGAUAAGGGAAUGGAUGUAGCAGCUGAAUCUUCAUUAUCAGGAGCAAGAAAAUACGGUCAGACAGAAAGAGAAAGAAAAAGAGUGGGAGAAACAGACAUAAUCUGCCACACUAAAGGAUAAAUAGUUAGACAAUAAGGCAGUGGAAGCAGAAAUAUGGUCAACACAGGUAAACUGCCAGGAAUUACUUUUCACUUUUUCCCAUUUAGUGAUGAUGCAGCUGUUUACACCACCAAAUGACUAGACAGCGCUUUAACAUCAGAUGGUGUCUAUUCUAUAUCCCAGUGUUUGCCACUCAUCUCACACACACACACACACACACACACACACACACACACACACACACACACACACACACACAACUGUCUGACAGGCACAUGCAUAUGUAUUUAGCAGCCGAAAGGGUAAACAUUCAGAGUAGGCAGUCGUGGACACACUUCAGCUCUGGAGCAGAAUCCUGUAACUCCCUGAUGGACUUCCUGAUGAUCAACAGCAUUAAGCAAUACGACAAUGGCACUAGCACGGCAUCUAAACUUUGUGACAGUGUUGUUUCUGCAGUAUUUAAACGAAGAAGUAGGGUGCAUCUGAUUUUACAGUAUGAACGUUAAUAUAAUGACAGACUGUCCCCUUUACAAGCACCCCUACAUCACAAGCUAUUUAAAACCACAACAAUAAUGCUGAGGAACUAUUAUGCUAUUGUUUGAAUGUACUACUAUCACUAUUAUUUAAAAAGAGACUUUUUUUUACAUUUCUUUUGCAGAUGUGAAGAAAAGUGAUGGUUGUCUUGUGAUUAUACAUAAUUCCACUUAAAUUCUAACUUAAAAGACACGUUAUGUAUUUAAAUAGCAGCAGUAUGGUGUAUUUAAUCUUAAACAUAUUUAAGAUACCUGCACUCAACAGAGCAAACUGAAAGCCUGCCGUCCACAUGAAGUAAGUUAUAGUAGCUUUACGUCCAUACAAAUGUUCAGUGUAUUGAAUCAACAGUCUGUGUUACUUCAACUUCUCACCUUAGCAUUGCACACAUUUUGAUGUCCUACACAUGAAAGCAGACAUGUAAGUGGUGUUGCCUUUAAAAGCUCAACUAACAAGUCAAUUGAAAGCUUUGUGUAUUGUAGCUUUUGAAGUGUGUAACAACAGGUGUCUUUGCUAGUUGUGUCUGCAUGUGUCAAGAAAAAAAGGAGGACUGACAUUAAAACUGGGACUUUAGUGCCUUUCAAACAGGGGCUUUGAAAGUGUUCUCUGCUGAGCUUAGUAAUUGUUUUUCAGUGUUGCAUUUCUCUCCCUCAAUGGAAACAUUUAAGCAACAGCUUGUAAAAUGUUUGACAAUAUACCUCUAAUAAACAAAGCAAACAGCA
Sander lucioperca (pikeperch) is the source of this 3502-nucleotide messenger RNA. RefSeq names its product bone morphogenetic protein 16 (gene bmp16). The record is from RefSeq and is a predicted model, not a curated record. Gene Ontology annotation, biological process: SMAD protein signal transduction; BMP signaling pathway. NCBI's taxonomy places the organism in Eukaryota, Metazoa, Chordata, Actinopteri, Perciformes, Percidae. Gene Ontology annotation, cellular component: extracellular region. The coding region runs from base 520 to 1956 and encodes 478 amino acids. Gene Ontology annotation, molecular function: growth factor activity; cytokine activity. The transcript is spliced from 3 exons.